This is a messenger RNA of Metopolophium dirhodum (rose-grain aphid), 1381 nucleotides long. RefSeq lists its product as uncharacterized. Bases 408 to 956 code for a protein of 182 amino acids. The record is from RefSeq and is a predicted model, not a curated record. Lineage: Eukaryota; Metazoa; Arthropoda; Insecta; Hemiptera; Aphididae. Gene Ontology annotation, cellular component: cytosol. The transcript is spliced from 5 exons. Gene Ontology annotation, molecular function: RNA binding.
CUCAGGUUGGUGGGUGACCUCGUUUCCACGUUUUUCGGUGUUUCUGAUUUCAUAUCACAGGUAAACAAGAACUCGAUCAGCUGAUCGAGAGUCGUUUCAGUAUUGUUUUUGUGAUAUACCUAAGGGUGGGUAAUAACCCUUAUAUUUAACGUAUUUAUUGAAUUUUUUUUUAUUCCAAGACUAGUAUGAUGCAAUACUAAGAUUUCAAUAAGAUAAUAACUGAUAUGACUAUAUUAUUAAGAGACAUGAGGGGCCAGUGGCGUCGUUAUUUUACAAUUUUUCAUGAAGUUAAUAUAUGACAUCGUUUUUUUUGGUUGAUUAUUUCCUAUUCCCGAUAUGGUGCUUACUUAAUAACUUCUGAUCCAGUAGAUUUUUAGUUUAUACUUGAUUACCGUUGUAUUACUUACAUGAACAAUAUGCCCAGAGAAGAGGGGUCAAUUAAAGGGAUAAAUGACGAGUUUGCUAAUACUGAAGAACUAGAAAAACAGAGAUUGCGUGAUGAACAGGGUAUAAUAACUAAUAGUCAUAAAGAGGCUGACAAACAGAAUCUCGAAUGUAAAGGGAUCAAGAAUGAUAGUGACGAAGACGUUUCCACAACUGGAAAUGGAUCUAAUGCAGGCUCUGACUCUGAGGGUGUUACUCGUGUGAUACAAAUGGAGAAUUCAAAUAGAAAGAAAUUAAAAUUAUUGCAAAGGUUAUCUUCGCUCAAUGCAUUUUUUGCAGAUACUUCUGAACCAGUUUCAUUAUUUAAACAUGAAAGGGAACAAAUAGAAAAAGAACAACAACAGAAUUAUCAAAAUUUGCAUGCCCAAGGUGAUACAGAACAGGCACAAUCAGAUAUAGCUACCAAUGUAGCUGUUAAAGCUAUUAAUACAAUAGAAGAAAAUGAGAAGAGUGAAGAAGAAAUGGUUUUGGUUAAGGCACUGCCCAAAUUACAAAAUAAUUCUGGAAAAUAAUGGUAUUAAGUACCUAAUUAUGGAUUGAUAUGUAUCAUUAAUAUAAGUCAAUUUACUAACUUACAAUUAUAAUAUUUAUCGUUUUCUUAAUUUGGUUUUUAAAUUAAUUUAAUUAACUAAUACCUAUAAUGAAUUUAUUAUUAUUAUUUUUUUUAAAAUUUAAUUUUCAUGUACGAUACUUGUUUUAUUUCUUAAUUGUUCCUGACUACAUUUGGUUGCUAUUUGGUUGCCAAAUUGUUUAUGUAAAAUUGUUUGUAAUCAAUUUUUCUAAUGUAUGGUAAUUUUCCUAAUUUAACACAGACAAAUGUUUAAAAUUCAUCUUGUGAUAAGGAUGAUUCUAAAAUAUCUUAACUGUUGUCUUUUAAUGUUUGUACCUAUGUUAAAUUUAAAAUUGUGUAGUUGAAUUGUGUUACUAGCAUUAAAUA